Trifolium pratense (red clover) is the source of this 2368-nucleotide messenger RNA. Its product is annotated as serine protease SPPA, chloroplastic-like. Lineage: Eukaryota; Viridiplantae; Streptophyta; Magnoliopsida; Fabales; Fabaceae. Gene Ontology annotation, cellular component: membrane. Bases 177 to 2195 code for a protein of 672 amino acids. Gene Ontology annotation, molecular function: peptidase activity. The transcript is spliced from 13 exons. The record is from RefSeq and is a predicted model, not a curated record.
AAAACUUUUAAUUUAAAAAAUAAAAAAUGUCCGGUUGACAUAAACGACGACGUGUAAGAAAUUAGACCUUCUUCUUCUUCCUCCCUGUCAUGUUAUCACUUCCCUUCUUCUUCCUUUUCAGUUCAUUCACAUUCACCAACUUCUCACUUAUUAGCGUUCGAUAAACACGCAGAAAAAUGUCGACGCUACUUCUACCCACACCUCCUCACCUCGGCUCAGUUUACCGACGCAACACUUUAUCACAAUCAUCAUCAUCAUCUUCUUCUUCUUAUUCUUCUACUUUCUCACUUCAAUUUCACCCUCGAUUCUCUUUUUCUUCUUUUCCCCAAACGCGUACAAGAAGAUGCAUUUCCCCUCGCGCUUUCGAUUCUUCCUCCGACUCCAAAAUUGAAGAAGAAAAGGAAAGUGAAAAAAUUAGAAUCGCUGAUGAGGAUUAUCCUAGUGGUGAGUUCGAAUUUAAACCUAUUACUGGAUGGAGGAAAUUUCUUGUUCAGGUUAAGAUGUUGUUUGCGUUUCCAUGGGAACGUGUUCGUAAAGGCAGUGUCCUUACAAUGAAGCUUCGUGGCGAGAUAUCUGAUCAAGUGAAGAAUAGGUUCUCUUUGGGACUUUCUCUACCACAGAUUUGCGAGAAUUUUUUGAAAGCAGCCUACGAUCCUCGCAUUUCUGGGAUCUAUCUCAAUAUUGAUGGUUUAAACUGUGGGUGGGGUAAAGUUGAAGAAAUUCGAAGGCACAUAUUGAAUUUCAAAAAAUCAGGGAAAUUUGUUGUGGCUUAUGUUCCUACAUUUCAAGAAAAAGAAUAUUACCUUGCGUGUGCAUGUGAAGAGAUAUAUGCCCCUCCUAGUGCUUACUUUACUUUGUUUGGAUUUAGUGUUGAAGCCUCAUUCCUCAGAGGUGUUUUUGAUAAAAUAGGAGUUGAACCGCAGGUAGAAAGGAUUGGCAAGUACAAAAGUGUUGGAGAUCAAUUAGCUCGAACGACCAUGUCUGAUGAAAAUUGUGAGAUGUUGACUGCUUUGCUUGAUACCAUCUAUACAAACUGGCUGGAUAAAGUCUCUUCUGCCAAAGGAAAGGGUAGAGAAGAUAUUGAGAACUUCAUAAAUGAAGGUGUUUAUGAAGUUGAUAAGCUGAAAGAAGAGGGCCUUAUAUCAAAUGUAAUAUAUGAUGAUGAGGUUACUGCCAUGCUGAAGGAGAGACUUGGAGUGAAAGCCGAAGACGAACUGCCUACGGUAGAUUACAGGAAAUACUCUCGUGUUAGGAAAUGGACAGUUGGAAUAUCAGGUGGCAAAGAACAGAUAGCCAUCAUCCGGGCGUCAGGGAGCAUUAGUCGAGUUAAGAGUCAGUUAAGUUUUUCUAGCUCAGGGAUUGUUGCAGAGGAGUUCAUUGAGCAGAUUCGCACCGUGAGAGAGUCAGAAAAAUUUAAGGCCGCUAUUAUCAGAAUUGACAGUCCUGGAGGUGACGCUCUUGCCUCUGAUUUGAUGUGGAGGGAAAUUCGGCUUUUAGCUGCUUCAAAACCAGUUAUUGCUUCAAUGUCUGAUGUGGCAGCAAGUGGAGGAUACUACAUGGCAAUGGGAACUGAUGCUAUUGUUGCCGAAAGUCUUACCAUAACUGGUUCAAUUGGAGUGGUCACAGGAAAGUUUAACCUUGGGAAACUGUAUGAGAAAAUUGGCUUUAAUAAAGAAAUUAUAUCAAGGGGAAGAUAUGCUGAGGUCAUGGCUGCUGACCAGCGUUCUUUUAGACCAGAUGAAGCAGAGCUAUUUGCAAAAUCCGCACAGAGUUCUUAUAAAGGAUUUCGAGACAAGGCAGCUUUAUCCAGAUCAAUGACUGUGGAAAAGAUGGAGGAGGUAGCACAGGGGAGGGUUUGGAUUGGUAAAGAUGCGGCAUCACAUGGCUUGGUUGAUGCUAUUGGUGGUCUUUCUCGAGCUAUUGCCAUAGCAAAAUUGAAGGCCAACAUACCUCAAGACCAACAGGUUACUGUUGUGGAGAUAUCCGCAUCAAGUUCCUCUCUACCUGGAGUUUUAUUUAACGGAGUGAGUUCCCUAACUGGAGUCGUAAACAUGUUGAAGGAGCUGCUACAGGGGUUGACAUUUUCUGAUGGAGUUCAAGCCAGGAUGGAUGGAAUCAUAUUUCGUUCAGUGGAAGGUUAUCCUAACGCUAACUCCAUUUUGUCAAUUAUAAAAGACUAUAUUAGUACCCUGUAGUUUUUUUUAUAAUUCAUUGCAAGCAUUUUAUCCCAUUUUGUUUCUAUAGUUUUCCUUGUAUUUUUCAUUAUUUUUAGUUUGCCCGAGGGAUAACAGAUGAGAAAUUGUUGUAUAUUGUAAGAUAUGUAGAAUUAUUAGAGCAAAAAUUAAGGUUUACAAACAUUAAACUAAAA